This is a messenger RNA of Puccinia graminis f. sp. tritici CRL 75-36-700-3, 941 nucleotides long. RefSeq lists its product as uncharacterized. NCBI's taxonomy places the organism in Eukaryota, Fungi, Basidiomycota, Pucciniomycetes, Pucciniales, Pucciniaceae. The record is from RefSeq and is a predicted model, not a curated record. The transcript has a single exon. The coding region runs from base 12 to 941 and encodes 309 amino acids.
CCAAAACCGAUAUGAAUAGUAAAACAUCAUCCUCAAAUAUCGUCAAACCAUCGACCUGGCAGGUUCAACUUAACGACCAACACGAAGAUCCCUCUUCGACCGAUAACCUCCACCUUAACCUCUCAACUAGCUCAUCAUUCUCAUCCUCAUUGGGUCCCUCAUGCUCAACUGCUCAACUAGAUCUAGAUGACCUCAGGGAAGCCAUGUCGGAUAACCCAUGCUUCGACACCGUCUCCUCCUCAAGCUGUCGUUCGCGAUCUCAACUUACCUCUCCUGCCUCCCUAUUUAAUCAUAUCCCAGAAUCACCCCUACCACUCAACCUCACUCAAUCCACCAAGAAGAAGAGCAACUACCACUCUCCUUCUACCUCAAAGUUAUUUCAUCCGUCCAGCAUCCUCAAUGGCAAGUAUCGAAAAUCUGCACCGAUUCCACCCAUCCUACCACCUUCAUCAGAUCAUCAUGAUCACCACAACUACCACCAGCACCACCAGCACCAGCACCACCACCACCAGAGUAUUGAAGAAUUAACAGCUGAACGAAGAGGUACCAUUACUUCAUCAUCUACCCUUCACACGCGCACAACUUCGAUUGGUAGCAGUCUCAGCGGAGUCUCAUCCGCCCCUGGUACCCGUCAGCCACCCAACAACGUCUGGGGUCUCUAUGGAUGGAAAUGGAAUAAACGUAACAAGAUAAACAGCGCACCCGUCGGCGCACAGAUCGAAGUUGAUGGCCCGGCGAAUGGCGAGGAUUGCGUGUCCCCAGAGAAUGAACUUGGAGGCGGACCACUGGACGACCCUACCCUCAUCGGUCCAGCUUCUGUAGACCGGCAAGAAAACUCGCAAAUUCCACAGUCGCCCACUCGUCCCAAACGCAGUCCUACCGAUGCCUCGAGCAGCAGUACAAUACUUUCUGGAUUGUUUGAUAGCCUCACUCGGAGGUAA